GGACGUGGGGAAGGCCCCGGAUCGGUUAGACCGUCAUUACCUCCCGAAACUUUGCUCCGACAUCUUUUUGGUGAUUACCUCUUUCUCUCCCUCUCUCCUUCUCUUUUCCCUCUCUCUCUGCCUCGGAAGGGUUUCUUUUCGACUUCUUUCCAUCUUGUUCUCACACCGGUCAUUACACGGGAUCAAUGAAAAGUGGACUCCCUGUCUGCCAGUGACUAAGCUACAUUCGAAGGUCAAAAUUGGGUCCUGCUGGCUGGCCCCGAUCGCCUUUUCCCGUUGCGUAAUCCAUCUGGCCCUUCCGAUUGCGUCGCGACCUUCCUUUUGACAUGCGUCGCGAUCGCCGAUUCUACGCGACCACUUGCGAUAUAACCUCUUGAAUCAAAUUAUCCGAUCUUCAUACAACUGUCACCGAACCACUCACUACCCCACGAGGGACCCUACAGAUCGCAUCACCGACGCGACACCGCGCUUCUGGAUAACUCUAGCCUUCGACCCGUACAUGACAUGCGACACGGCGCAAACUAACCCUGCUCAUGGAUGAGGGUUCCGAUAAGGCCCCUCGGCGGAAGAGGGUGUCGAGGGCCUGCGACCGGUGUCGCAGUAAGAAGGACAAAUGCGAUGGAAUUCGUCCCACCUGCUCCGCAUGUCAAGCAUCCGGCCAGCCCUGCUCAUAUGAUCCUCAUGCGAAGAAGCGCGGUCUACCGGAGGGCUACGUGCGCGGGUUGGAGAAACUAUGGGCGCUCUCCAUGUGUAAUAUCGGUGGGUUCGAAGACACCAUGCUGGCCAUGCUAGGAACCACGACGGAGUCGGCAGGCCGCCGAGAAAAAUUAAUGUCGGUGUGGUCGGAUGACGGCUCAUCGGAGAGCUUACACGAAACCUGGAAAACGAGUCGUCUAUAUAGUGCAUUGGAGAAAAUGCUAUCGAACCAGGAACCACCUCUCGUAACGGGCAAACGAUUGCGCAACCCGCAAGAUGACCCCUUGGAGGGCUCGGAUGGAAAAUGGGGAUUUCGAGUGGCUCGAGACUCGACACCCUUGGGUCCUGAAGCGCCACGGAUCGUCGGUCCAGCAGCCAUGGGCUCGCCAAAUGCGAAACGAGCCCGAAUGUCACAGGGGUCGAUUGGUCGGGACGUCGCGCAACCAGGAAGUGGUCCCCAUACCCUACAAUUACCCCCGCAGACAUCACAACUCCUCGAUAUCUACUUUGCCACGACUCACACUUGGUUCCCCGUUGUCGCCAAACACAACAUCCUUCGCGCAUCCUACCUAUAUGCCAAUGCCCCCUUCUCCGUCGCCACGACGUCUCCAGGCUCUGGGGAUCAUGCUGCAUUAUGGGCAAUUCUCAGCUACACCAUCGCCCAAUCCUCAGCCACUACUCGGAUGAACCCUACUGGAGCGGUUCCUUCAGCCAAAGAGUACUAUACCGUAUCUCGAAAUCUCAUCCCAUCGGAAAAAGAACGCUAUGAACUCGGUCAUAUCCAGGCUUUGUUGCUGUUGACCUUGGUCAAUAUCGGCCUCGAAGAUUGGACGGCUGCAUGGCUGCUGAGCGGCCAAGCCGUGCGCAUGGCCAUUGCAAUGGGUUUGGGUGCCUUUGCUGACACUCGCCGCUCCGAUGAAAUGCGACAGGGUAAAGCAGUUUUCUUGGGCUGCUUCGUCAUUGAUUCUCUACUAUCGUUUCGACUUUCCCACUGUCCUGCCAUGUCUUCGAAUGAUCUAGCAAAUGUGGGGUUGUUGGAAGAGGAUGGAUUGGAGGAGUGGAACUCAUGGGUGGACGUGCUUCCCCCGACGGGAGUUCCACACGGUAAGAAUUCUCCACGGAGAGGGCCCUUGUUGUCUCUCAGCUGUUUCAAUCGUUUGGUCGAGCUGGCUAGCGUGCUUAACAAGACAUCUCGAAACCUGUCGCUGGGAUACAAGGCGCCCAACUUUGCCCAACAAUUGGUGAUGGACCUGAAGCAGUGGGAUGAUGGGUUGCCGCUAGGGUGUCGACUGAUUGGACCGGAAAGCAUCUACCCUGAACGACAUUCGGCACUGCUACCGCAUCAGAGCUAUUUGGGAUUGACGUACGUUGCUACGCUGCUUUGGCUGUAUCUGCGUCUCAUUCCCGGAGAGCAAGGUCUCCAUCGGUCACAGCGUCCGGCGACCGAAGGUGCAAAGAAGCUCCUUUACCGAGGCCUUUCCAUGAUCUCUCAGCAUCUGGAAAACUUCCCCAUGUGUGGGUUGCCACCUCUUUUCGAGUUUGGUCUGCGUACAAUCUCCGAGCAAGCGCUUUCGCUACGGCAAACUGUGGACUCGUCGGAUACUUUCCCUUUCUCUCGCUGGGCCGAGGAGUUUCGUCAAAAGACGACGGUGUUGACCGCCAGUUGGCCGGUACAUGGUUCAUUGGUAUCCUCGAUGGAUCGCUGGCAGAAGACUAGCAAUGUCUCCGUCGCACUGCAGCCAUACCCGGGGAAUACGACUUCAUUGCUACCGGGAGCCACCUCCAUGCAUGGGGCCACCCAGGCGCCCGUCAUGGCUCACGGCUUACCUCCGCCCGAUCAAGGAAGCUAUGCAUCAUCCGUCCUGGGGAUCAGCAUCCCCGCUGACGGGCAAUCCCUGACGCCCAAGGAUACGAUCAUGGAGAAUACCGAGAUGGCCAUGAUGGAUCCAUCGGUGCAGCAAUCGAUCCUCCCCACCGACAAGGUCACGCCUCGCAGUGGACCGGACCCGCUGUUUGCGCCCGGAAGCGCCCAUGCACAACCUCAUACCCCCGACUCAUCCAAUUCCAAUCCCAUGAUGGCGGGUAAAGCUCCUACCAGUGAACGAUCCGUCUCGACGAACGACCACCUGCAUUUCAAUCCCGCUGGCACGGGUGAUCUCGAUGCGAUCUUUAAGGAUUUGGCGUACCUGGACACGACCGAGUGGUCCAGCAGCCGCGAGGCCGGCCUCAAGGACUUUGGAUUCUUGGACGAUACUACUUUCCAAGCCUUCUGCCACGAUCCCGACCGUCUUGGGGGAUCUCAGCCCUUGGUGCAUCCGCCAUCGAUUGCCGAUAUCUGGCCGCCGCCCGGAUUUUUCCCGGAAACCUUCCAAGAGGUCCCCGAGAAGGCCAUGAACGGCUGAUCACGGAUAAUGCGAAAGACCGCCUCGAUAAACUAAUUGUCAAUUCUCGAGUGGUUUAUUCGUUAUUGCCUCACGCUUUCACGGGUCUCAGUUGGUCCCAUCUCCAACGCUCCAUCCGACCCACCGUGGCUGUCCUGCUCCGCUCCCGGUGUUUCAGGUGGUUCCCCGGGAAGCCGCUAUGAGCUGUCAGACACAAGCCACCCCAUCGGCCGUUGUUGUCACACCGAUUGUUUUAUUUUGGGUUUCGUCUUGUGUGGUCAAGCGCCGUGUCCAUGAUGUUUCCCUUCCUUCUUUUAUGAAUCCAUUGGGAGACCGGCAACUCCUGGGAAUCCUGACUCUACCGCCGUUGACGCUUCCCGCUGAUCGACACCACGAGGGAGCUUCGGUCAAGUUAGGCAGCAUUCUUUGCUCCACGGUCAUUCCCCCGGUGGCUAGUUUGACUUUUGAUCGACUGACGAGUGGACUAUUGGGAUGAUCCGAACCCAAGUGAUUUACCAUAAAACUCUGUAAGAAAUACGAAAUGUACUAUGCCAAAGAACCCGCAUCGAGGGGCACGAUGUAUAUGCGCAUUUGUACAUGAGAACAAUUGAGACAUGUGAAGGUGUAUACCCAAGUAAUUUUUUCGCCUA
This is a messenger RNA of Penicillium brasilianum, 3727 nucleotides long. NCBI's taxonomy places the organism in Eukaryota, Fungi, Ascomycota, Eurotiomycetes, Eurotiales, Aspergillaceae. The record is from the annotation of a GenBank genome assembly.